AUGGAUCAUUUGCUUCAACAGCUCCUGCCUGUCGCCGCCUCACUUCGCCAGACCACUCCACCGUCCCAGGCUUCGACUCCCGGAUCCUGCCAUGUCGUUGAAGGACCGUGGAUUACAGGCAGUAGUAAUACCUCGCACAACACCGAGCACCAGCGUCCGUGGCUCUUUGAUCCGGCUGCCUCUCCACGCAUUACUACACACCUUGUCCUGGACGACGCCACGCUUCACGAGGCCAUCCGGCUGUACUUCAAAUGGUGCCAUAAUCAGCCCAUAUCCCUUUUCACAGAAGACAAAUUCCUCGAGACUCUAAAGUCGAGGGAUCACGAACUUCUCCUCGCCAUGCAGGCCCUGAGCCUGAGGUUCCCCCCCAAUACGCUCACGCCGUCUAAACAAGAGCGCCUUGACGCCAUGUCGAGGCUCUCUCGCCAGCGUACAAUGGAUUGCCUCGUCAAUCGCCGUGUGAAGCUGUCGACCUUGCAAUCCCUCUGUCUGCUGAGCAUGGUUGAUAUGGCUGCGCUAACAAUAAGGUCUCUCUUCCCCGACCCCUUUGGCCAGAUGGGAAUACGAUGCAAGCUGGGAGCGGGCUUAAUUGGUUGGCAAACCUUGGCCGCCAUCACCGGCCGUAGCUCCUUCUGGACAUUAACGACAAACCCUACCGUGCCCUUGGACGGAGGCACCAGCUGUCUCAAUAGCCGCUCGGAUAUGGGCAUUCUGAAAUACACCUCUCAGUUGAGCGAGGUGUGGCAUAUGGCUAGAAUUUACGCUGCAUCUCAUGUUGGACCGGACACGCCACCGCCCUGGAGUCCUCAGUCUGACUAUUCGGCCGUCACGCAGCGCCAUCUGGAAGUUGAUUGCAGUGUCCCCUUAAGAUACCGUUUUGCGGCCAAUAAGUUUGGAGACCAGACGCCUGAGUCGUUACAGAAGCACCGUCACUACUGGGGUCCCUGGCUGUUCCUUCAAUUCAUCUACGCGGCCAUCCCCUGCCUUCUCAACCACCCCUUUCUCUUGUCCAUGCGCCUUCGGAACUUCCGCCAUACCAUGCCUCAAUUCUUCAUUCACCAGUCCUUUGAUCUUAUUACUCGCCAUGCCGGUUGGAUUACAUACUUCAUCGAUUUGUUGGACAAGAAGUCCUUCCAGCCAUCGGACCCAUCAUUGGCUCAUUGUGUGGUCAUUGUCGCCACAAUCCAUCUUCAACAUAGCUUCGUUGAAGAACCGAGUCUCCGAGAAAAGGCUCAGGCGGGCUUCGACAAGUGCUUAAAGUUCUUACGCCUCAUGGGAUCCACCUGGCCGCGGGUGUCCGUCAUGGCGGACAACUUAGAUAAUUUACGAAGUAGUGUUGUCGUUGCUCCUUCUACUACUCCUACUAGGGCUGGAAACGAAAAUUCCACCGGACUACGCCAGGCCCCGUCUAUCAAUGCGCAGUUGCUGUGGGAUAUGUUGAUAUAUGAGCGAGCUGGACAGCGAGAUGCCGCCGCGGACCAAUCCAUGUUUCACGAUUCACUUGCACAGAUUCCAGCAGCAAUUCAGGAUAACAACCAAGACACAACUACAGCCGAGUUCGACCUGGUAGGAUCCGCCGGCAUCUCAGGCCACAAAACUGUGCCUAAGGAUUCUCCAGCCUACCCUCCGGAUGACGCCGCUACGCCACUGGACCACGCAUCCAGCGGGCCUGGAACGGCACCUGAAGCAACAGCAGGUGUUGCGGACGCAGAGCGCUACGUGGAUGGCAUCGGAGCGGAGAGCAACUAUGAGGGCCUGUAUUUCCAAGCAGAUGACUUUAGCAGGGCGAUUGACGACUGGAUGAGUAUCAAUCUGGGGUAA
Molecule: messenger RNA, 1821 nt
Organism: Scedosporium apiospermum
Lineage: Eukaryota; Fungi; Ascomycota; Sordariomycetes; Microascales; Microascaceae
Exons: 5
Coding region: 1-1821 (606 amino acids)
Cellular component (GO): nucleus
Source: RefSeq, a predicted model, not a curated record